AUGGCCCCUUCAAUCAACGACGUGUCUCUGGCCCAAACAACCCUCCCUUCGGCCUGUAAUGUCGGCAUCAACGGCUUUGGCCGAAUUGGCCGAAAUGUACUCCGCGCCGCUCUAGUCCGAUCCGAUAUCCAAGUUGUCGCUAUCAACCACACGUGCAACAACGUCGAAGACCUUGUCUAUCUAAUUCAAUAUGACUCCUCAAUGGGUGGUUUAGACGCACAAACCGACAUCAAAAUAGUCUCCGAGAACCUAAUCACUAUCGAUGGCAAGCGAAUCACUCUUACAUCUGAGCGAGACUUGAAGAAAUUGAACUGGUCUACACUGGGAGUCGACUAUGUCUUGGAAUGCACAGGCAAAUUCACAAAGCGAGACCUUGCUAUGGAUCACAUUACCUACGGUGGUGCUAAGCGUGUACUCAUCUCAGCACCAAGCUCGGACUCACCUACCUUUGUGUACGGCGUGAACUCAGAUGCCUAUAACCCCAGCGAAGAGUGCCGCGUCGUCUCCAAUGCAAGCUGCACAACCAACUGCGUCACUCCAGUCCUCAAAGUUCUUCAUGAAUCAUUCGGUAUUACUCAGGGAUUUCUCACUACAAUCCACGCUGCUACCCGCUCUCAACAAGUUCUGGAUGGUUAUAGCAAGAAGAACCGUCGCUUGGGACGCGGUGUCUUCAACAACAUUAUCCCCACUACCACUGGUGCUGCAAAGGCUGUCGCAUCUGUACUUCCUGAGUUGCAAGGCAGAGUGACUGGUGUCUCGAUUCGUGUUCCGACACCAAACGUUUCCAUGAUCGAUCUUACGGUCAGCACUGACAAGCCCACAUCACUAGCAGAGAUUAUGUCUGCAUUCCGUCGUGCUUCAAAAUCCAGCAUGGUUGGCGUACUUCGUGUGACAGACGAAGAGUUGGUUAGCAGCGACUACAACGGCAGCUCCUACAGUGCCAUCAUUGAUGCUCCUGCCUGUGCAGAGCUCAAUCCUCAGUUCUUCAAAAUCAUGGCUUGGUACGAUAAUGAAUGGGGAUACUCAAACCGCCUUCUCGAUUUAACAACUUUGGUGCAUGACCAUGAGGCUUAA
Messenger RNA from Penicillium angulare, 1074 nucleotides. RefSeq names its product type I glyceraldehyde-3-phosphate dehydrogenase. The transcript is spliced from 5 exons. Gene Ontology annotation, molecular function: NAD binding; oxidoreductase activity, acting on the aldehyde or oxo group of donors, NAD or NADP as acceptor; NADP binding. The record is from RefSeq and is a predicted model, not a curated record. Lineage: Eukaryota; Fungi; Ascomycota; Eurotiomycetes; Eurotiales; Aspergillaceae. Gene Ontology annotation, biological process: glucose metabolic process. Bases 1 to 1074 code for a protein of 357 amino acids.